Lolium rigidum is the source of this 714-nucleotide messenger RNA. RefSeq lists its product as uncharacterized. The record is from RefSeq and is a predicted model, not a curated record. Lineage: Eukaryota; Viridiplantae; Streptophyta; Magnoliopsida; Poales; Poaceae. The transcript has a single exon. Bases 1 to 714 code for a protein of 237 amino acids.
AUGCAGCUCUCCACGAGAGUGUUGGCUUCCUUACUCGCGGUCGCCGGCCUCGCCGCGACGGCUGCCGGGCUAAGGUUCGAGGUGACGAACAACGCGACGACGACCCCCGGCGGGCAGCGCUUCGACCGGGAGUACGGCGUGGGCCUCGCGGAGCAGGUCCUGGCGGAGGCCUCCUGCUUCGUCUGGAAGAUCUUCAACCAGUCGGCGCCCGCGGACCGGAGGCCCGCCGUGGACGACCGCGUGAAGCUCGUCGUGAACUUCGUGAACACCAACAUCCUGGCCUUCGAGCGCGACAGCGAGAGCAGCAUCACGCUGAACGCGGGCUACGUGAACAACAUCACCGGCGGCGGCGGCGAGGUGAGGACGCUGGUGACGGGGCUGCUGUACCACGAGGUGACGCACGUGUGGCAGUGGGGGCAGCAGGACACGAGCUCGGCCCACUCGUGGGUCUACGAGGGGGUCGCCGACUUCGUCCGCCUCCGUGCGGGCUACGCGGCGCCGUACUGGGUGCAGCCGGGGCAGGGGAGCAGCUGGGACGAUAGCUAUUCCGCUACGGCGUGGUUCCUCGACUACUGCGACGAGCUGAGGCCGGGGUUCGUGGCGGCGCUCAACGAGAGGCUCAAGGACGGGUACAGCGACGACGACUUCCUGCAGAUUAUGGGCAAGCCCGUGCAGGAGCUCUGGAGGGACUACAAGGCCAAGUACGGAGGCUAG